GAGAUUUUAAAGUUGUUUUACAGAAUAUUUAUAAAAGUUAAAAUUUCAAAGGUGUUUAACCCGUCUUUAUGUUAACAACAGAAGCUAUUGGAAUUAUAAACGUUAAGAAAAAUAGCUUGCUGAUAAAUCGCUUUAGAACACCAGGUAAGAUCAAACAAAAUAGUUUUUUAGAAUACAGCUUAUUGGACUCAUCAAUUUGCAAAAAAUAGACAAUCGUUGUCAAUUAUUUUCUUCUAUCUUCAACCAAGAAAUACUUUGAAGAAAACAAGUAAAUGUUGAACAAGCUUGAGGAAAAUAGAUAGAUUUAAAUUAAAUGUUCAGGAACUUUCUUUUUUUGUUUUUUAAUAUACUUACCUUAAAAACUGCAAAAUCAUUUUUUUCAUUUAAAAACUUUACUAGAAGUGUUCGUAUUACCUAUUAUUUAAUAUCAACAGAAAAAAAUCUAUAUAUAAGUAUUUCUUUUUUUAGCUAUGUAAGACUUAUCUAUAGUUAGAAAAAGGAAAAUAAAUUCUGUUACUUUGGAAUAAAAUUCUGUUUUUGCGUUGUUAUAAAUUUAUUGCCCGAGAAAAUCUUUACAAGCACAACCUUUAGAAAAAAAUAAUAAAUGAGCAAAAUAGUUGGAAUUAACUUCUUUAAUACAGAAAAUAUUAAUUUUUCUAUUUCUGUUUUAAAUCCUUCAGUAUUGAUUGAUUCAUUCUAAUUAUGAAAGUAAACCACAUUAAUUUAUAAAAUGGUGCACAUACGUAACAAAUAAUUCUCCGAAAUUCUGCCUCUAAAAAUUAUUUUCUUGUUUAUGUAAGUGGAGUAAUAAAAAAAUCGAAUAGAGACCUACUUUUUCACAAACUAAUAUAAAUCAAAUUAGGGAAACAUGAAAAUUGAAUUCGCGUUCUUCAUGAAUUUUCAUAGAUUUGUUUUGCAUGCAUAUGUCGUUUCCAAGAUAGGAAUUGGGUCGCAAAUUAGGGUGAUUCGCGUAUUUGUUGCAUGCCACAACUGGGUUAUAGAGGAAAUUAUACUCUAGGCGUUGCAGAGAUUUGAAUAAUUAAAAUGGUGAUAAGAUUUAAUUACUAAAGCGUUAUUCACACACAAAAAUAAAAAUAAUGGGGGUUUAGGGCGAAUUGUUGAGUUCCUUCACACCAGUUAUUUCUCAAUGUACCAGCUUCAAAUUGCGUAACAUUUUAUCAAAUAUGGGGGUCACUUCCCGUAUAAAUAUUUCUACGUCGUCCCCAAACAAAUCACACGCAAAUAGAUGGUAAACGCCCCUUCAAUUCCAUCAACCAAAUGGGUUAUUCACCUUCAAGAUGUUUGAAUAGUUGUUGCUAUAGCAAUAACAUUGAUCAAAUACGAGAUAAGUUUUCCCGCAUACAUUAUUGUGGUUUUAGUUUCAUUACACUUUCACUCGUUUUACGUGAAACAGUCUGUGUGAAAUUUUUUUUCGAAAAACUAUUUUUUUGACUCAAAUUUCAAGCAAAAGAUUUUCUUUCUUUUUCUAGUUUUCAGUAAUAUAAAAAUAUUGCUCGAUAAAACUGUUUGCUAAGAGUAAAAUGAAAUGUCCACGUACGUAGACAAACCCUUGUCGCUGAUCGAACGGAAGAAAUUGCAGUGGGCGAGAGAAAAAGAAGAACUGGCCGGUUUGUGCGCCCCGUGGGGCACCAACAAAGACCCGCAAACCCUCGACAGGCCAUUCCAGAGGAAUAGAUAUGUUCCUAAAUUGUCAAUGCCUAAUUCCGAGUUCUUCCGCAAUAAUAGUGUUACCAGACGUUCCAGUUUGCCCCCUUUAUCAAAAAAUCAGUACAAUUCGAUUGAUAAGGAGAUGGGUGGUGAGACUUCUGGUUAUGGUAGUGACAAUCCUACCAACAACCAAGAAAAUCAACCCACGAAUAAUUGGAACCAAUCAGGGUACGAAUCUUCCUCUAGUUACAAAGACGAUCGGCCGAAAUGGAAAGACAAAAAUAAAUUCUGGGAUUGUGGGGAAAACGACCCUCCAAGCUGGGUAAAAAGGGGGCUCCAAAGAGACGAAGAAAUUAUUGUUUCAAAUACCUCACCAGCAGAAUCUCCCCAACACCAAGAGGAGGAAAUUGAAAGGCCUUACACUAGUAGCAGUGCUUUUAAUCGGACUUUUAUUCGAGGCCAAAACAUUCCAGUCGAUUCGACUGAACUUGCAGAACGAGAACGAAGAAGACAGAUCGCGAUAGCACAUCAGGAAGCAAUAAGACAACAAUUGGAAGAACGUGAAAGAAAACGACUCGAAGAAAAACAGAAACGUAUCAAAGAAGAACAAGAGGAAGAAUUGAGAAUCGAACGAGAACAAGAAAUGGAAAGACGAAGAAAAGAAAACGAGUUGCGGGCGAUUCGAGAAAAGCAAGAAAGAGAAAGGAAGAGGAAAGAAGCAAUCAAGGAAGCGUUGGAAAUUGCAGAAAAGGAAGCAAAAAUGGAAAAAAUGAAACAAAAAAUGAUGAAACAAAACAACGUCGUUGAGGAAGCGAAAAAUAACAUUGAGAAAGAGAAUGAGACAAUAAGUAAGAAAAACAAUUUGGAACAAGAGAACAUUAAUAAUAAUAAUGUUAACACUAAUAACAAUAAUAAUAAUAAGUGUUUGGUGGUGUCUCCGAGAACCGAAGUUUUGCAUAACGAAGUCAAUAAUAACUUGGAAGUGACAGGAAAGAAUUUGUCACCUCGAAACAAUGACCGGUCAAAUACCCCCAGAAAUUUGAAAUCAUCUUGUAGUUUUCAAGUUUUGACAACUCCACGAACCGAAAUGGCUCUAGUUUUACAAACUCCUUUAGAAACGCUUCAAAAUAUGCAAUAUGCCGUUUUGAUGCCGAGUCUGGGGGGCAACAGCGCCGUCCCCAUAGCCAUACCCUUGGCUGUAUCUCCGGAAAAAACUAGUGGCAGUUUUAGCUCAAGGACGGAAAACCGUAUUUUAACACCUACCCAAUACAGGAAUAAAAAUCGCACAGUUUGUGAUAGUAGCACCCAAACCGAUUGUUGCGAUUUUAAUAACGUGAGACCCCCCGAAAUUGAUAAUAGCAACAAUCAGAAAUUUAUUCGGGAGAAGCUCACGAAUUUGGAAUUGAAUUAUGAUAAUAAGAAUCGGAGAGAGAGGAGGAGUCGGAGUGAUGAUAGGAGUGAAGAGAAGCCGAAAUGGGGGGCAAAUAGGCCCCCUACACGUUACAUGAAACAAAGCGAAAAAGAUCCGUUUUAUCAGAGACGGAAGAUGAGGCAAAAAACGCGCGAUUAUAAGAAUUCGAGUGACGAAAGUCAGACCGGAAGUCCGCGGACGUACCGGAAGAAGAAUUACGUCGAGAAGAGACACACUAGGGCUUUGUGGCGCAAAAAUGACCAUUUUUUCGCCCGAAAUAUUCGGAUGUAUCAGACUGAAAUCGUUCCAUUGGAGUCGGAUAAAGAGCAAAUUUAUUAUCCGCAGAAAUGCGAAUGUUGCUGUAGAUGUCGCUGUGAAACAAAGACGGAAAUUUUGAAAAUUGAGCAUACGUCGCCGCGGGAUAGCCGACUUCCGGAUUGCAAGGAAAAUGUGGAAAAUUCGGCUUAUAUUAUGGAUAAAUUGGCGUCGCUUCAUAAUGGGUUGGUGUUGAAACAGGAACAGUGGGAGAGGUCUCCUAGAACUCCGAGUCUUUCAUCAUCGACUCGCAACACUGAAAAUAAUUAA
Molecule: messenger RNA, 3664 nt
Organism: Tribolium madens (black flour beetle)
Lineage: Eukaryota; Metazoa; Arthropoda; Insecta; Coleoptera; Tenebrionidae
Product: histone-lysine N-methyltransferase, H3 lysine-79 specific
Exons: 5
Coding region: 1547-3664 (705 amino acids)
Biological process (GO): cilium assembly
Cellular component (GO): microtubule; cilium
Molecular function (GO): microtubule binding
Source: RefSeq, a predicted model, not a curated record